GUCCCCCGUGGCCUGGCAUCGGCUGCAAAGGAAAACUUCGACGCCGACGCUCCGUAAACUCUCCUCCCUCACGUUAAAAGCCAGUGAAACCCCUGCCUAAGGACCUGAAGUGUGGGAAAACAAGGGGACCCAAGAAUCCGCGUUGUGAGAGCGUCGUCGUGAGCAUGACCAUGAUCUCCAAGGGCACACUGGGCAUCUGCGCGGGCGUCGCCGGGGCACUGUUCCUCGGGUACUGCAUUUACUUCGACCAGAGGAGGAGGAGUGACCCCGAGUUCAAGAAAAAGCUCAGGGAGAGGCGUCGUAAGACAGCCAAGAGCAGUGCAGCAGGCGGCAAGUCAGUCAACUGGCCAAACCUCAAGGAUCAGGAGGCUGUGCAGAAGUUCUUCCUCGCUCAGGUCCAGGCUGGAGAAGAGUUGUUGGCACAAGGUGAGGUGGAGGCAGGCGUGGAACACCUGAGCAGGGCUGUGGCAGUGUGUGGGCAGCCUCAGCAGCUCCUGCAGGUCCUACAGCAGACUCUCCCCCCUCAGGUCUUCCAGAUGCUCCUUCAGAAGCUGCCAGCAGUUGGGGAGAGCAUCCUACAAGCAGCUGGAGGGCCCAAAGUGAGCGAGGAAGAUGUGGAAUGAAGGCCAAGGCAGCAGUGUUUAAUUUAAGGCACCCUCCCCCUGCCCUCCUUCAGAAGUGUCUCCAUGUUUGGAAGUGUCUUUAAAGGGAGAAUACCCUAUUGAGCUCCCCCAACACCCCACCACCACCACCACCACCACCACCACCACCUCCUCCACCUCCUCCUCCUCCUCCUCUUCCUUCUCCUCUCCUAUACCCUUUCAUCAUGUACUCCCAAAGAUUGUGAUACUGUUAGUGGCGUACACACACACACACAGGUACACACACAAGGACGCAAGGUUGGACUUCUAGCGUAAAUAUCUCUUGUUGGCUAUACUGUUGCAUAACGAAGAAAGGAGGUGGAAUCAGUAGAAGAUGAAGAAGAUGCAUUAUGCUCUGUCUCGAUCAGGGAUGCCCAAGACCCAAGAGCGCAAAGGUGUCUUGGCGUAAAUACCAUGGUACAAAAAUAGGAAAGAAGAAAAUGUGGAAAUUGUGUAGUGGACCGUGUGUGUGGUCUCGCAACAUGCUUGGACGAUUAUGAUUACAUUCAGUUUCCGAUACAUUAUUUAUGAAAAUGUAGAUGCAAUGUAGUUAUUCUCAUGUGAUUUUUUUUUCCUUGUUUAAUUUUGCCUUGAUAGUUCUUUCAUUUUGGAUGCUAUUAUCAUUGAUAUUAUAAUUGUGUGUUUUUACUAUAUAUAUAUUUAAUAUGUAUACAUAAUUUCUCUUUUUUUUUUCUUUUUUUCUUUUUUUCUUUUUUUUACAUGUUUUCUAGUAGUUUUGAGUUCAUUUAAGAACUUCAUCUCAUGUGCAUAAUUUAUCAUAUCACAUCAUCGGGAUUGUUGGCCAUUUGUAUAGUUGUUCCACCAGAUAAUGCAGGCAGAACAGUCUGAAGUGUGAUUUGAAUAGAAUUCUAGAAUGUUCCCUUUUUAUUUUUUAUAAUUAUUAUUUUUUUUUUCAUUUCUUUGUUAUUAAAGUUGUUUCUUCCAUCCCAAAUCUCUGCUUUCCCAUUUUUUUCUAAUGAACAGUUAUACAAUACCUUUUAUAAUUUUCUUAUAUGUUCCCCUCAGAUCCUCUCCCCUCUUUUCAUCACUCUCACCCCCCCCCACCCCCCCACCCCCACACACAUUCACCACUUCACCGGAAAAGUUUGUGUUCAGCCAGUUUUUUACUUCUAUUUCUUUCCUUCUCCUCCGGUAGAAGCAGCAGCAGCUUCAGAUAACACAAAACACACCCCUAUGGCUCUUGGAUAUCAUUGGCGGGUUAACUUGUGUGUAUGAAGAAAGAGCCGUUUUUCCUAUUAUAAUUUUUUUGUAUUUAUUUUUAUUAAUAUUGUUAUUAUUAUUAUUAUUAUUAUUAUUAUUAUUAUUAUUGAUUUUAUUUAUUUUAUUUUUGUUGUAUAACCGGUUAAAGGUGAGGAUUUUUAUGUGAAUUUUCAUUGUUGCUAUGAAAACUUGUUAUUGUAUGCAUGUCUGUAUAUACAACUUGUUCUUUUCUUUUAAUUACAUGAUGAUCCUUUUUCAAAACCACAAGACCGCCACUCUGUCAGGUAUACUGUUCCUUCAGCCAUACACAAGGGGUACCAAAGUCCUUCACAUUGUGAUUGUGUGUAUUUCCGUUGAUGUUGGAAAGAAUGAUUUCUUCUAAUUAUUUAUGUAUUUUCUUUUUUUCUUUUUAAUAGCUUUCUACUUCACAUGAAAAAAGAGCGAGAGAGUGAGUGUUAAUGUAAACUCCCGGAGCUUUAAAUGAAUGCAUGUGUGAGAGUAACAUUCGAGGCAAAGUGUAUUUUUUGUAUUGCGAGCACAAACUUUGUUUUCGUCCCCAUUGGGUAUUUCUUAUCAUUAUAACAUCUAGAUAACAAAUACAUAUACCAUGGUGUUCAUGGUGUUUCAUCAGCCACACACUGCCCAGUCAUUUUCAGUUUUGUUGAAGUGGAGAAAGACCCUUUAUUGAUUUUGUAUUUAGUUUUUUAUUGAUUUUUUGUAUUAUUUUUUUUUUUAUACACUUUUACCCAGUCUCUAUGUGGUUGUACAGCUGGACUUAUCAAGCCUGAAAAUGAUCUUCAUGAUGUAUGGAACUUGUGACUUCUCUGGGGCUAAUAACCAUCUAAGAAUGGCUUUAAACAUGUCAUUAAAGAACCAAAUUCCAGCUCAGUCUGCAUAUCCUUUUUCUAUUUUAUUCAAGUAACAGAACACAUUUUGGAACAGCAGCAUCAUCGUGGUAGAGAGGAUGACUCCCCAUGUCUCGCAGCAUCAGGAUGUAUACUGUUCCUGUUGUAUGUUAUUUCAGUAAUAAGAUUUCAGGGUAGAAAGUAUCCAAUGUACAUUAUGUACUAUAAGCCAUAUAUUAUGUAUGUGGUGCAUCAGUGUUUAUUUUAUUUUCAUAAUAAUUACCAAAACAUUUUUUCAUUUUCCUUUUUCUUUUUUUUUAUUGCGUUCCUCGUGAGGUACGGUGGAACACAAACUCCCUGGGAGCAAUGUGAAAGAUUUAUAUAACAUAAAUGCAGUGUAAAAAAAAAUCUGUGAACGCUCUCAGUGGUGUUAAAAAUCGGAUUUCUGUAAAUACUAGUGCACUAUGUUUAAGGAAAAUAAAAAGUUUUCUGUA
Messenger RNA from Penaeus chinensis, 3201 nucleotides. Its product is annotated as mitochondrial import receptor subunit TOM20 homolog. The record is from RefSeq and is a predicted model, not a curated record. The transcript has 4 exons. Gene Ontology annotation, biological process: tRNA import into mitochondrion; protein targeting; protein import into mitochondrial matrix. NCBI's taxonomy places the organism in Eukaryota, Metazoa, Arthropoda, Malacostraca, Decapoda, Penaeidae. Gene Ontology annotation, molecular function: transmembrane protein transporter activity. The coding region runs from base 165 to 623 and encodes 152 amino acids. Gene Ontology annotation, cellular component: mitochondrial outer membrane translocase complex; mitochondrial outer membrane.